CGGAUCACUGGUGAUCAGUAGUAGUACCACAGGGAAUGAAAUAGGGGUACGAGAGUUUGCUGUCACGUCACGUCACGACGAAAACUUUCUUAAAACGUUCGUCUCUACUCCCUCUCCUCCUUCCUCCUCCUCCUUCAUACUUGCCGCCUCUCCUCUUUCAUUUUCUCUGUCUCCUCUCGCUCUCUCUCCCUCCCGCAGAGUCCCGAUCGAUCACACGACAACAUAUGCAGACAAUGGUGGUUCGAAGAACAUGUCUCGCUGUCAGCCCUAGGCUUUCCAUCUCCAUCCUCAUUCUCGUGCUGCUGCUGCUGCUCCUUCUGUUCGCUCCUUCCGCUUCCCAUGGAACUUCAUGGAGGACAGGAGAGAACGCUGCAGACACUGCUCCUUAUUCUUCCGAGAUCAUAGAAGGGAACAGAAAUACGAAGAUGGCAAGAGAUCCGGUCGUCGGAGGUUAUCCAUCGUCGCUUGUCGACGUCGAAGACUCUGCAAGACAGGUCCCCACUGGGCCCGACCCACUCCACCAUCGUCGCAAACCCGUUUCCCCUUAAAAACCAAAACGAACCCAAACAAGACUUCACCUUUUUUCCCUCGCAGAUGGUUAGAAAAUAGCGAGCAGUGAUUAAGAAAGACUUGACCUUUUUCAUCACCCCCAUUUCCUUUCCUUUCCCUUUUCUUGUCUUUUUCUCUUUGGAUCCUCCCCUGUUCCGUGGAUAGAAAACAUGAGCUCGCGCUGCUGUACAGGUGAUCAACUGUUUCUUCUGAUACGAUAUGCUCUGCAUUUUGCACACUGGCCGAAGCUUGCGCGAUGAUGACCAUCAUGGGUUGCUGUUCUUGUAACGAGUUAAGUCACCAUUGCAUCGGAAAGGGAAAAUGUCCAUUGACUGCCACUCCAUUAUUCCCCCCACCCCCCACAGAGAUCUUCUCUGAUGGACAAAGAAUGUUAUCGUGGUUAAUCACAGUUUCUCUCCUGUCCCCUGCUGCCUGACUGUUUUUCUUUAUAUUGCAUCUUCUUCCUUGCUGGUUUGAAAAUUUUUAGGAUUAUGCUUCGGAGAUAGAAGUGCUGAUAUACCGAAAAUGAAAACCGAGGUUCCCUCUUUUUGUUUUGGACGAUGGAAUAUCAGAUUGUAUUUGCACUGUUUCUAAAAUGAUUAAUGAUGGUUG
This is a messenger RNA of Rhodamnia argentea, 1161 nucleotides long. RefSeq lists its product as uncharacterized. Bases 225 to 548 code for a protein of 107 amino acids. Lineage: Eukaryota; Viridiplantae; Streptophyta; Magnoliopsida; Myrtales; Myrtaceae. The transcript has 3 exons. The record is from RefSeq and is a predicted model, not a curated record.